AGAUCAUCGUCUUGUCAGCACAGGCUCAAGUUCAUGCCGCCGAUCACAAAAGAGGAGGGGUCCAAUGUCUCUAGUCUAGCCAAACUAGCUUCGAUGCAUUUCUCUUGCAAGAGAGGAAAGAGUUGCAUUAAGUUAUUACCGUGUGCUUUCCUUCACCAGUCUGGUCUCAUCACACAAUUCAGCAAAGCAAAAUCGGGACGACUUGGACGGCGGAAACAUGCAUUUGCAAGAUCUUACGGUUGGUUAUGUCGCAGGUGUGAUUGCCGCGGCUAUCUUCGUGGCUCGAGUCUAUGCUCCGAGUGUCUUAACAUUUAUUCUCUCUGCGAUCCUACGAGAUCAGAAUAGUGCGGCAACCUGGACUGUUGCAUCUGCAACACUUAAUCGUUCAUACUGGCCAAAUCUGCUGCAGUCCGACGGAGCUAAGAACCAUGGAGUGCGAAAGGAUAUCAUCUUUCUCACGUACUUCAUAUCUCUUAUGGGAGCGUUGAUUGCUAUUGCUGGUAUAGUGACGCCGUUAGGGCUCUUUGAGACUUUGGUCUCAACAGACAAUGUCCAGACUCCAUUCCGAUACCUCAAGGAUUCUUCCCCGUUCGGAUAUGGUACACCACAACGGAGCAACUUUACAUUCAAUCGAAAAUGUGGAGACCUCGGUCCACUGCCAUGUCCGUACUCAGAUACCAUUGUCGUCAACGUAUUUGACCAGAAUGGUAAUGGGACAGUUGACACACCGUACGGCUACAACAUGACGAUUCCUGAUAUUGUAAUGAAUACCUACUCUAGCGGUGUCGGCAACGACACGACUAUCUCUAAUUACUUCGAUAUUCAGUGGAGAAGGUAUCAGACGAAUUCGGUUCCAGAACUCAACAACGGCUCAACAUUCCUUGUCGGAGCGUUCCGUCCAAUGCAGAGCUUGGCUCUGAAUAGUGCCAUCCAGCCAGUGGAGGGUUUGAUUGUGGACACCAUCAAUGGAGGAGUUGGAUUUAGGAACCAUACCGUGCCCCCUGGCUUCAAAUAUGGCGCAUCCUGGGAGGAGGAUAUUCUGUUCAUCGAACCUGAGACAGUUUGUGUCGAUACCAACACAACUCUCGACUUCACGAUCGCCCCAAGCCCCAAUAUUAGCGUGUCGGUCGUCGAUCUUGUCUUGACCGACCGUGGAGGCUUCGUCAACAUCAACAAGUCAUAUCCUCUCAUUGACCUUUCCGAUCCCCAAAAGAAUCCCAAGUUAUAUGAGCGUGCGUGGAAGGCAGCAUGGAUGACAAAUGCAUGGACUAUGCUUCUCUACAAUAUUACAAAUCAAUAUAACGAGACAACAGGCCGCAGAGCAUUUUCCUACCUCAACUCCACAAUGGACAAGAAAUUUGCUGUGCCCAGUCAAGGUAGCAGCGAGUAUUACGAUGCCCUUAUCAUGGACAGCACUUUCAUGGACCAUCUCAAUAUUGGAGCUGGACUUAGUGCUACAGACUCGCCGAAUGCCGAUGCCAGGCCACCAAGGCUUGGAAUGCCCGGUAUCAGCUCAAGUAACUUUUCGGAUAUAUCUCUCAUUUGCUCUGGUUCUGGUGGUGCUGACUUCGCAAACAUCACGAAUAUAUUUGUCACUUGUGGAAUCAUGAGAGGAAUACCUCAGCGUCUAGAUGCAGGAUCCAACAUGAUUUUCGAAGCCAACAGCCGAUGGACACAACCAAUUUAUUCCUGCGCCACGGCAGUAAAAGCCACAAUCAAGACUGUUUCUUUCACCUUCAACGGGACAGAAAACGAGCUGUCGAAUCUCAAUAUCACGAAGUUGAGGAACAAGGAGUAUCCCAACGACCAAAGUCGCCCUCUAUGGGGCGUCGAGGACACUGGAAACUAUUAUGCCCAGACGGGUUUAAAACCCAUCUGGGGACUGGUCUCAUCCGAUUACGAGAAUAACCAGAAUGUCUCGGUUGUUCGCCAGGACUCCCUCUAUCUCCCAGGAUACCAAAGCGCAUACAACUCGCUGUUCUCGUUAUUCUCACUACAGAACCUACCAGCCAGUGAAUUCUUCCUGAGCGCAGCUGGUAAUGCAUAUACCGUCGGAGGAGCAUCCUCAGCCCCAGUCGACUACAGCGGCGGAAAUAACAUGGCAAUGUGGGCACGCUGGAGAGAACUCAGCGCAAAUCCCAUCAACGCAGCGCAAAUUCCCAACAUCGUCUUUACCGAUUAUGCAGCUGCAUCAGUCGUCGGCACCAAGGGUGUUCUGGGUCCCGGAAAUGCAGCACAGCAAAAUCUUGUUGCACUUCCCGUCAGUCCGACAGAGCGCCGGAUCAGAUACCGCUGGCCAUUCGCCAUCCCAGCCUUCAUCGUUGCACUGAUGCUCAUCCUCAUGUCGAUUGCUGGUCUCCUAACGCUGAUCUUCGGCCACGGAAGUCUCGCCAAGAUGCGUGCCCACCUCCACCAGAGCUCUACAGGACGAAUCUUCACCACCUUCCUGUAUCCAGAGCAAGGAGGUCUGCGUGUCAGAUCCAGAGAUUGGAGUAAGCGGAUGGGGACUGCUGUUGUGGAUCUCUCAGGAGAUUAUCCCAUGCGAGCAGGCCCGAUGCAACAACCGGAGAAGUGGAAUAGGUCAGGAUCGGGAGAGGCUAUUGCAGAAGGUGAACAGUUCUUGGGUCCGCAGGGCCAGGCAAGUCCGCGGAUAGUAUAUGCUGGCGCGCCGGGAGAGGGCUUUGGUCAACCUCAGCCGUACACUGGUGUUCAGCAGCAUACUGUGCCUGCUGGUGGGAAGUAA
Messenger RNA from Cadophora gregata, 2743 nucleotides. RefSeq lists its product as uncharacterized. The transcript is spliced from 8 exons. The record is from RefSeq and is a predicted model, not a curated record. The coding region runs from base 218 to 2743 and encodes 841 amino acids. Lineage: Eukaryota; Fungi; Ascomycota; Leotiomycetes; Helotiales; Ploettnerulaceae.